AUGAACAACCUCGAGAACUCCUUCAUCGCCGGCGCUGGCGCCUACGUGAAAGGGAAAUACGCCAUCACAUCCACGGGCGUCGUCCGCAAAGGCACCGGCCGCGCCUUCAGCGUCGUGCCCGAAGAGCUGGAAUGGAACGGCCAAGUCAUCGGCCGCGGGGCCAGCGGCUGCGUGCUGCGUUCGCGUCACCGCCCCACCAACACGCCGCUGGCGCUCAAGAUGAUCAACAUGUACGACAAGACCAAGCGCGAGCAGAUCAUCCGCGAGAUCAACGCGCUCUUCGACUCCAAGUGCCCGAGCCUCGUCACCUUCUUCGGAGCAUUCCUCCGUGACGGCGCCGUGGUGCUCGCGCUCGAGUACAUGGACGGCGGGUCGCUGGAGAAUGUCAUCCACCAGCUCGGUACGAUUCCGGAGCAUGUCCUCGCCAGCGUGGCCUUCCAGAUCCUCCACGCGCUGUCCUACCUCAAGACCAACAAACGCGUGCACCGCGACAUCAAGCCGCCCAACAUUCUGCUCAACAGCCAGGGCCAAGUCAAACUCUCGGACUUUGGCAUUGCUUCCGAGCUCGGUAACUCCAUCGCCAUGUGCGGCACCUUCGUAGGCACCUUCCGGUACAUGUCCCCCGAGCGGAUCCAGCACACGCAGUACAGCUACAGCUCGGACAUCUGGAGUCUCGGCCUCGUGCUCAUGGAGGCCGCCACGGGCGUCUACCCGUACCCAAAGCACAAAACCUGCAUCGACAUGCUGCAGAGCGUGCUAGAAGCGCCGCCGCCAGCUCUCUCGCCUCAGUACUUCUCGCAGGACUUCUGCGACUUCCUCCACCAGUGUCUUCAGAAGAACCCGCUGGACCGCGCCUCGGCCGACACUUUGCUCGAGUCGCCGUGGCUGCAACGCUGCGGAGCCGUCAACCUCGAGAGCUCAAUCGCCAAAGUACGGCAUUGGAUCGACUCGCUUCAGUAA
Messenger RNA from Phytophthora sojae, 960 nucleotides. RefSeq lists its product as hypothetical. NCBI's taxonomy places the organism in Eukaryota, Oomycota, Peronosporomycetes, Peronosporales, Peronosporaceae. The transcript is spliced from 3 exons. Gene Ontology annotation, molecular function: MAP kinase kinase activity; ATP binding. The record is from RefSeq and is a predicted model, not a curated record. Gene Ontology annotation, biological process: protein phosphorylation; MAPK cascade. The coding region runs from base 1 to 960 and encodes 319 amino acids.